Messenger RNA from Pogona vitticeps (central bearded dragon), 2357 nucleotides. It is a transcript of the gene ACD, whose product is annotated as ACD shelterin complex subunit and telomerase recruitment factor. Gene Ontology annotation, molecular function: telomeric repeat DNA binding. Gene Ontology annotation, biological process: protein localization to chromosome, telomeric region; telomere maintenance via telomerase; negative regulation of telomere maintenance via telomerase. NCBI's taxonomy places the organism in Eukaryota, Metazoa, Chordata, Lepidosauria, Squamata, Agamidae. The record is from RefSeq and is a predicted model, not a curated record. Gene Ontology annotation, cellular component: chromosome, telomeric region; telomerase holoenzyme complex; shelterin complex.
CGGCUCGGUGGAAAGAGAGGCUCCCGUUUGCAGCGGACAUCCGUCCGACAUCUUGAGUCGUCGAGAGACUCCGCGAUGGUGCUUCCCGUCGCUCUCUGUGGUGAACUUCAGUUGCCGGCUGCGGCGGGCGGGGCUCCGGGCGGGAAGAACCGCGCGCUCCGCCCCCCCCUUUCCGCCCGCCCUCUGAGAUCGGCGACGGGGUGAUCCUGCUCGCCGGUGGCAAGAAAGAGGAGCCCGGCCAGGGACGUGCCAAAGAGGCCGCCUCGUCCUCCUCCUCCUCCCCGCCGCCCGAAAGAGAGGGGCAGCUCGGUUUGUUUGGACUCCGGGGCUUCGGCCGCACCGUCGGGUAUGAAUCCGGGGCCGUCGCGAUACCGUUUGCAGGAGCGGAGGGAGCCGGGGUCCGAGAGUUUAGACAGCGAAGAUAGCCAAACAAACAGAGGCAAACCCAGCUACUUGGACCCUUGGAUUGUGACUCUUCUGCUGGAGUACAAGGAGCCAGAACCCCAAAAAGAUGGGCAGGUUGGACAUGUUCUGAAGGUUUUAAAUGAUGCAAGUGCUCUCAGUCAUGAUGAAGAGUGCCCAGCAGCUAUUCUCUGCAUUGGGGAUGGACACCAUUAUAUCCAAACUGUUAUUACAGCCCAUGCUGCUCAGAUGCCAACAUGUGGUGUACCACAGUCUGGAUUUUCUGGUCUCGUUGGCCAGUUCAUCAUCCUCCAGAACUACAGAGUAUGCUUUAAAGAGGCAUCAAAAAUGGAAGAUUGUGAAUUCUACAUCAUACUAGAUUGCUUCCGAGUGAUGCCCUUGAACAGGCAGGCAACAAAGCAGCAUGAUUGCAAUCAAGAACCAUCAGUGCUGCAGAAGAUAAAGGAACUAUGGCAAAAAAGACUUGCCUUGCAGCCUUGGCUAAGCUCAGAAUCAGCAUCUAUUUCAGAAGCGUUGAAGGAGAUAAAGGAAGACCGGCUCAGUACUUUGAAACAAAAUGUUAAAGACUGCCUCAGUGUAUUAAGCCAUAGUAAUGAGUUAGAUUCUGAGCAGCUGGCUGUAUAUCCUGAAACCAAAUGGCAAACAGGAUGCAAGCAAGAUAAGAUACACCAGGACAUCUUUACAGUACCAGCCAAGUUCCUGGCAAUCAGUGCAGAAAAUAAGAAAGCACUUGACAAGUCCUACUCACCAAAGAUUUCGCAAGUUCCUGGUACUGAUGACAGCACUGAGGAUGAGGAUUGCAGUACUAUAUCCUUUUUCAGUGCACCAGAAUCUAACAAUCUAGAUGACUCCUUAGAAAACCCUUGGGACGUAUUGCCAGGAUUGACAUUGAACUCCUCCAGUGACAGUUCUGACACACUACCUGGUCUUCCUCCAACACAGCAGCUGCUCUUAGCUAGUACUGCUGAGAAAAAAGGUUCAAGCUCCAGCAGCUGUACCCCAGAGUUCCUUGAGCCUUGUCCUCAUACAUCUCACUGUAAUUCUGAGCAGAUAGAGCCAGUAGUGACAGUGUCUCCAGCCUGGCUUCCUUCUCGCAAUGUGACAACUCUCAAAGAAUCUGUCAGCCAGGAAUUCAGAGCUCAGCAGAUACACAUAACACACAACAGCAUGGCAGAUACUGAUGAAAGCGUUCCCUACAAUCAACCACUGAGAAAUUCACCUUUCCCCACUACACUGGCUCUCUCUUCUGCUCAUCCCCCUAGUAAAAAUGAUGUCUCCCUUGAGCUUUUGUGUGAAAAUACAGAAGAAAAUCAUACAGACAGUUUACAGAUGAUGGAGAGAAGAGCUUGGGAUGAAAUUAUGGAGACAGACAGGAGAGGUGUAGCAGUGAAAAGGAAACAGAUGAUGGCAGAUGAUGGUGAUAAACCUGAGACUUUCUUCAUUUCAACCUGCACUAGGCAGAAAGCUUUAGAACUGGCUUCUGCCACAGUUUCUCCACAAUCCAACAAGUUAGAUAAGCUGCCUGCAUGGAAGCCUCCUUUAACAUUUACAAGUACACCCAAGAAGAGCCGGACUGAGGAGAUCCAUGUCCAGCAGCAUCCAGUCCCCACCCAUUUGAGACGUUCAGACAGACUUCUAAGGAAAGGAAGGAAGCAGGGAGGAGCAGAAGGUGCAACUAGAAAUGUGGAACAACAAUUUGGAAUUCAGCAGCAGGAGUGUGUGAGAGGAGUGUGUUUUAAUCACACAUACAAGUCAUCAACACCUGAACUCUGUGCCCAAAUAUGUUCUACAAGGAUAUCAAGAGCAUUACUGGAAUGGGCUUGCUGGGUUCUCAACAAUAUGCAGGACUAAGCAUCUUUACUGAAGUGCCUUCAUGAUCUCAGGUGUGAUUUAGGUUUAUUAUGUGUCAAUGUUAUCUUCAUUAUCCAUUAAAA